AUGGAAAAAUGGUUUACAUAGGGCCCUAGUAUUAGGUCCAGAAGUGAAAUGGGUUUCACAGCUCUGAGAAUUGUUAACACAGCCACUGCCCUCUGUCAGUAUUACUGGUAACUGGAAGUAGAAGUGUUGACAAAAUGUGAAAUGCAGCUCCAUUUUUCCUGCAACUAUCAAGUGAUAGGACAAAGAAAAGAUCUUUAUCUCUCAGAUGGUAGCAUUUCAUUUUAUUCUUUUCAAAGGUAAGCUUGAAGCACUGGUGACCCCCCAAAUCACCAUGUUGCCAUGUGGUAGCUGAGAGAGUGGUUUGCUUCCAUUUUUUCUCCUAGAAGAAAGCCUGUGGCUGCAGGAAAGUCACCACAGCUCCAGGCAUCCUCAUCUGUUCCUUGUAAGAAGGAGGGGUAGGCCAUAUGUCAUCAUGCCCCUGAAAUACAUUAGCAAUACCUCCACAAACUUCUUGAACAGCUGCCUACUGUGCACUGAUUGAUAUAAAGGAAAAUCCACAGCAAAACAGAAAGGAUCCUUCAAGAUUUUACGUUCAGAUUAACUCACUUAGCAUGUACCACAUUUCAUUAACCUCUGUCUUUGAGCAAAUUUCCCUUGAACACAAUCAAGUUUCCAUUUUAAUUUUAAUAGAGUGGGGCAUUUGGUUAAAAAUAAAUCCACGAAGGAAAUCCCUUCCAAACAAAAAAAGAUGUAGUUAAGAUUGCAAGUGAUAACAGGGGACUGUGAGGGAGGGAGCCAACUAUAUCCUGGGCUGCAUUAAAACAGUGGUGACCAGCAGGGAGAGGGAGGUGAUUGUCCCCCCUCUACUCAACUCUUGUGAGGCCCCAUCUGGAGUACUGCAUCUGCACCUGGGACCCCCUGUACAGGAAGGAUGUGGAGCUCUUGGAGUGUGUCCAGAGGAGGGCCACUAAGAUGAUCAGAGGGCUGGAGCACCUCUCCUAUGAGGAAAGGUUGUGGGAACUGGGCUUGUUUAGCUUGGAGAAGAGAAGGCACCUGGGAGACCUCAUUGGAGCCUUCCAAUAUUUGAUGGGACCGUAAAAGCAAGAGGGUUUACAGGAGCUGAUAGUGAUAGGACAAGGGGGAAUGGUUUUAAACUGAGACAGGGAAGGUUUACGUUAGAUAUUAGGAGGAAGUUUUUCACUCAGAGGAUGGUGAUGCACUGGAACAGGUUGCCCAGAGAGGUUGUGGAUGCCCCAUCCCUGGAGGCAUUCAAGGCCAGGCUGGAUGUGGCUCUGGGCAGCCUGGUCUGGUGGUUGGCACCCUGCACAUAGCAGCCAUUCUAUGAUUCUAUGAGCCUGUGGAAGCUGCUCUCCUUUUUUGGCUGUUGUGUCCAGAGUUCGAAAAGUAAUGUCUCUAGAAGUGCUGCAGGUAUUUGGAAUGAUACUGUUGAUGUGGCAUUAAAGGUGGAAUUGCAGCCCACUCUUAACACACUCCUCUUGCUUCUUUGGGGGAAAACAUUUUGGGUCAGGCCUUGUGUCUCCAGGCACACACCACAUGAGCCGAGCUGCCUCCUCCUGCCCCAUCGGCUUUGUAGCUGACCUUCCUAUGAGGUAUCUGGCACGUAACCUCUGAUUGCUGGAAUCUGAAGCUUUGAGGGAACUUCCCAGACAAGAAUUUCCCACCAGGAAAGCAGCUAAUGGCUCAGAAGACCUCUUGUAGCUGACACUCACCUCUGGCUGCAUGGCAAGGCUCAUGGCAGAGAAGGCCCCCACAUGAUGAGCUCCCUGAUUGACACCUCUUACCUCCAGCUGGCUUCCUUUGCACUGGGGACAGUAGGCUGGAUUCUGUGCACCAUUGCCAUGGGACUUGUGGAGUGGAGGGUGUGGCACGUGGACAACACCACCAUCAUCUCCUCUGGCAUCGCCUGGGUGGGGAUUUGGAAAGUCUGCUUCAUCAGUUAUACUCACGUCUCACCUGGCUAUGAAGAGCAGUUCUGCCAUAAAUUCAGUGGUUAUGACUCCUCCAUCCCUGGCGAAAUCUAUGCUGCUCAGGGUCUCCUGGUGAUCGCCAUGGUCAUGGGAUUGCUGGGACUGACCGCCACAAUAUGUGCUCUGAGGAAUAUUUAUAUGGGAAUCAGUCAUAAAACUGCCAUUAUCCGUUUCUUCCUGGUGGGUGGCUUCUUCUAUGUGUUUGCUGGUCUGUGCGUCCUGAUUCCAGUGAGCUAUAACUUCUACUCUGUAACGCAGAACCAGAGCAUCGCCUUCCCUCCCUCCUACCUCAUGCCCUCCAGUCCCGUGGCACAGGAAGCUGGUGCUGCCAUUCCCAUUGGGAUUAUAGCUGCCAUCCUGCUGCUGCUGAGUGGGAUCUUUUCUCUCUCCUACAGAUUCCCUGCAACCACAAACACAUGAAAUCCUGAUGGGAUGAAUUGCUCCAUACAUUUUCAGAGUAUGGUCAAAAUAUAAGGAUGGCAGCAGAAGUGAUUCUUCAAAUAAGAAACUACAGCAUUUUAGUCCACAGUAGCCAGCAUAUGUUGUUAUAAGACUGAAUUAUCAUCUUGAUUGCCAUGUGGGACCAGAAGUUUGUCUUUGAGAUCAUUGCUGUUGAGCAGCAAUGCUAAUUAUUAAGAUUUAUCAGUUGUCCUCCUUAUAUAUACAUAUACAAAGUCUAUGGAUUAACUUAUUUUUUGUGCCAGAUGCUUACUGUGUUCAAAGAGCUGCCUCUGAUUUAAUUGUCCUGUUAGAAAUACGUGGAAUGACACGUGAAAUACAUGGGAUGACAUGUGAAA
Messenger RNA from Tympanuchus pallidicinctus (lesser prairie-chicken), 2725 nucleotides. It is a transcript of the gene CLDN34, whose product is annotated as claudin 34. Gene Ontology annotation, biological process: cell adhesion; bicellular tight junction assembly. Lineage: Eukaryota; Metazoa; Chordata; Aves; Galliformes; Phasianidae. The record is from RefSeq and is a predicted model, not a curated record. Gene Ontology annotation, cellular component: bicellular tight junction; plasma membrane. Gene Ontology annotation, molecular function: structural molecule activity. The transcript is spliced from 2 exons. The coding region runs from base 1713 to 2348 and encodes 211 amino acids.